Messenger RNA from Malassezia vespertilionis, 1425 nucleotides. It is a transcript of the gene SEC61, whose product is annotated as translocon subunit. Bases 1 to 1425 code for a protein of 474 amino acids. Lineage: Eukaryota; Fungi; Basidiomycota; Malasseziomycetes; Malasseziales; Malasseziaceae. Gene Ontology annotation, cellular component: membrane; Sec61 translocon complex. Gene Ontology annotation, molecular function: signal sequence receptor activity; ribosome binding; transmembrane protein transporter activity. Gene Ontology annotation, biological process: post-translational protein targeting to membrane, translocation; SRP-dependent cotranslational protein targeting to membrane, translocation. The transcript has 4 exons. The record is from RefSeq and is a predicted model, not a curated record.
AUGAGUGGAUUCCGAUUUUUGUCGCUGGUGCGGCCAUUUAUGCCGGUUCUGCCGGAGGUUUCUGCGCCUGAGCGCAAAGUGCCUUUCCAGCAGCGGGUUAUGUGGACUGCUAUUGUGCUUGCCAUUUUCCUGGUCUCGUCGCAGAUUCCUUUGUAUGGUAUUAUGUCCAGUGACUCUUCUGAUCCUUUGUACUGGAUGCGCGUGAUUCUCGCUUCGAAUCGCGGUACGCUUAUGGAGCUGGGUAUCUCGCCAAUCAUUACUUCUGGCAUGAUUAUACAACUGCUGGCCACCGCGAAUUUAGUGCAGGUUGACUUUACUUUGAAGGAGGACCGCGCAUUGCUUGGCGGUGCACAAAAGCUCUUUGCAUUGAUUAUUUCCUUGGGUCAGGCGACUGUCUACGUACUCACCGGCAUGUACGGGCCGCCCCGUGAACUGGGUGCGGGCGUUUGUCUUCUCUUGAUUCUUCAGCUGGUUGUCGCGGGACUUAUUGUGAUCUUGCUAGACGAGCUGCUUACCAAGGGCUAUGGUCUUGGUUCCGGUAUCUCGCUUUUUAUUGCAACCAACGUUUGUGAGACCAUCAUGUGGAAGGCCUUUUCUCCUACAACAGUCAACACGGGCCGCGGGCCGGAGUUUGAGGGCGCCGUCGUUGCGCUCUUCCAUCUUUUGUUCACUUGGCACAACAAAACGCGCGCGCUGAAGGAGGCCUUUUUCCGCGAGCGCCUGCCCAACGUCAGCGAACUCAUUGCCACGCUUGUCGUUUUCCUCAUCGUGAUUUACAUGCAGGGAUUCCGCGUAGAGAUUCCCAUCAAGUCGAGCCGCUUCCGUGGCCAGCGUGGCACUUUCCCGGUCAAGCUCUUUUACACGAGCAACAUGCCUAUCAUGCUGCUUAGUGCCUUGACUUCGAACUUGUUCAUCAUCAGCCAGAUGCUUGCGAUGCGUUUCCCGACCAACUUCUUUGUCAACAUGCUCGGUACUUGGUCCAGCGUCGAUGACAGCGUUCAGCUACAUGCUGUAGGUGGUGUUGUGUACUACUUGUCGCCCCCGACGAGCCUCUGGAGCGUGCUCCAGGAUCCUAUUCAUGCCACCAUCUAUAUUGCAUUCAUGCUCACUGCCUGCGCAGUGCUCUCGACCAUCUGGAUCGAGGUCUCGGGCAGCGGACCCAGGGACGUUGCAAAGCAGCUUAAAGACAACCAGAUGGUGAUUGCAGGCUACCGCGAUGCAAGCAUGUACAAGGAGCUCAAGCGCAUUAUCCCGACGGCCGCUGCCUUUGGCGGUGCUACGAUUGGCGCGCUCUCCGUUGUCGCAGACCUUAGUGGUGCGCUCGGCUCGGGCACCGGUAUCUUGCUUGCCGUGACGAUUAUCUACUCAUACUUUGAGAUCGGCAUCAAGGAAUCCCAAGGUAUGAACGGCGGUAUGGCAGAUUAA